AAUGCCCGAGAUUUCGCUCGUUCUUAAAAUCGUCCAGGUCGCAGCCGCGCGCGUGGGGUACCGCUGCUCGAUAAUUGUGGAUGGCAUGUCAACUUUUCCUCCCCAAAAUUUUUGUCUACAGUCGCAUUGGCCAGUGCGGGUCCUGAUGAUGAUCUGAAGGGUGUUGGGUGCCACCGCAGAAACCAAUCGCUCUCCGCACUGACUCAGAACAAACCAGAGAGUCAUUCCGGGUCUCGCCUGCAAGUUCCAUUUCGUGACGUGUCCAGCUCAUUCGUGGAGGACAAAACGUCACCCUGGACACUCCGCCGCCCCGUUCGGAAUCAUCACGAUGGUGAACGUCGCCGUUGUAGUGAUGGGGGACUUCGGUCGAUCGCCUCGAAUGCAGUACCAUGCGCUAUCCCUCGCGAAACACGGGAUCAAGGUUUCUGUUGUCGCAUCGCAAGGAUCCCCUCCGAUCCGAGAGCUGCAGAAUCAUCCGUGCGUGGAUUUGCAUCUCAUCAAAGAUCUCAAAUUUGAAGCUUGGCCCCGACUUCUCCGAUACGGUCUCAAGGCAAUAUACCAGACGCUCAUGCUGCUAUGGCAUCUUUUCCUCACGAUACCAUCGCCUUCGGCCGUCCUGGUCCAGAACCCGCCGAGCGUUCCCACCCUACCGUGCGUGUGGUUUGCGUGUAAAGUUCGCCGAUCGAAAUUCGUGCUCGAUUGGCACAACUACGGUUACAGCAUUCUUGCCAUGAACGUCCGCAGAGAGAACUCCCUUGUGAAAAUCUACCAUUGGAUCGAGUUCUUCUUCGGCCGCAGAGCGGACUGCGGUUUCUGCGUCUCAGAAGGAAUGAGGAAAGAUCUUCUUGAGAAAGGCAUAAAUAAUAUCGUCGUUCUCCACGACAAGCCGCCCCUGAGGUUCCAGCCUCGAGACUGGAACGAGCCGGAUCAGCUCCAAGAAGUCCACGAUCUCUUGGUGAGACUCAGUGAGAGCGACCGCGAUUUACAACGGCUCGCCACGAGCCCCCACGAAACGGUCCUGACGAGAAUGAACGAAGACAAGCUCGAGCUGAAGUCUCGCCGUGAGAGACCAUUCCUACUUUUGAGCAGCACGUCGUGGACAGAAGACGAAGACUUCGGUCUUCUUUUGGCAGCUUUGAGUAAAUACGACAAGGCCGCUUCUGAGGACGCACCCGACAUUCUGUGUGUCGUCACAGGGAAAGGACCUCAGAAGGAGUUCUACCUCGAGAAGAUCUCAGGGAUGAAGUUGAAGAAAGUUCACAUCCUGACACCGUGGCUCGAAAUCCAGGAUUAUCCGAUGCUUGUUUCGAUCUGUGACCUGGGAGUGUGUCUGCACAAGAGCUCGAGCUCGCUGGAUCUGCCCAUGAAAAUUGUCGACAUGUUUGGCUGUUGUGUUCCAGUUUUAGCUUGGAACUACAAGUGCAUAUCCGAGCUGGUGAAAGUCGACCAGACGGGUCUGCUCUUCGAGAGCUCGGAUCAGCUGUGCAAACACCUGAUAAAGAUGUGUGAUAAUAGAAACAUAGAGAUCCUCAAUUUGUGGAGGAGGAACAUCAUGGCUUGGCAGGAGACACGAUGGGAGCGCAACUGGGAUUCGGUUGCUCGGGGAAUCUUCCUUUGAGCAGCAGCACCCUCCCCUUCAAGUCAUCGGGAGCCUAAUGUAACUUAAUGAUGUUGUUGACGCACCGAGAGCGUAGAAGCAAAUAAA
Messenger RNA from Galendromus occidentalis (western predatory mite), 1705 nucleotides. RefSeq names its product ALG1, chitobiosyldiphosphodolichol beta-mannosyltransferase (gene Alg1). The record is from RefSeq and is a predicted model, not a curated record. The transcript has 2 exons. NCBI's taxonomy places the organism in Eukaryota, Metazoa, Arthropoda, Arachnida, Mesostigmata, Phytoseiidae. Bases 329 to 1618 code for a protein of 429 amino acids. Gene Ontology annotation, cellular component: endoplasmic reticulum. Gene Ontology annotation, molecular function: mannosyltransferase activity.